AAGAAACUAAAACUAUUUCGCUGGACUUCCCCUUAAAUUAGUUUAAAGCCCUAUUCUGAUGGAACUUAUUUAUCUUGGGGACCUGUAGUCAGAGUUCAGUAAAUAUUAUGUGCUGUGAGAUCACCCACAUUGGUGUUUAAAAUGAAGGAUGACAGAGAAGCUACCUUGACAUACGACACACUUCGGUUUGGUGAGUUUGAAGAUUUUCCUGAGACCUCAGAGCCUGUGUGGAUCUUAGGAAAACAAUACAAUGCACUCACAGAGAAAGACAACAUUUUAUCAGAUGUCACUUCGCGACUGUGGUUCACAUACAGAAAAAACUUCCCACCAAUUGGUGGGACAGGGCCGACAUCAGAUACAGGAUGGGGGUGCAUGUUGCGAUGUGGCCAGAUGAUCCUCGGCGAGGCCUUGGUGUGCAGACAUUUAGGCAGAGACUGGAGAUGGGCCAGAGACAAGAAACAAAGAGAAGAGUACAUCAGCAUUCUCAACGCCUUCAUUGACAAAAAAGACAGCUAUUAUUCCAUCCAUCAAAUCGCCCAAAUGGGAGUUGGAGAGGGGAAGCCAAUAGGCCAGUGGUAUGGACCAAACACAGUCGCCCAGGUUCUCAAGAAGUUGGCGGUGUUUGAUACGUGGAGCAGAUUAGUGGUGCACGUGGCGAUGGACAACACCGUGGUCAUCGAGGAGAUCAAGCGUCUCUGUAUGCCCUGGCUGGACUUUGCAGGAGCCAGUGCUGAACCAGAGGGAGCGGGUGAACUCAACGGCUGCCUGGAGGGAGCAUGUGCCCUGGCUGAGGAGGAGACGGCUCUCUGGAAACCUCUGGUCCUGCUCAUCCCCCUCAGGCUGGGCCUGAGUGAUAUAAACGAGGCCUACAUUGAAACCCUCAAGCAAUGCUUCAUGCUGCCUCAGUCCCUGGGUGUUAUUGGGGGAAAACCCAACAGUGCCCAUUACUUCAUUGGUUAUGUCGGAGAGGAACUCAUUUAUUUAGACCCACACACCACUCAGCCUGCAGUGGAGCCCUGUGAAGAUGGCCAGGUCCCGGAUGAGACGUACCAUUGUCAGCACCCACCCUGUCGCAUGCACAUCUGUGAACUGGACCCAUCCAUUGCAGCGGGUUUCUUCUGCAGAACAGAGGACGAGUUUGACGACUGGUGUAUGCGCAUAAGAAGGCUGUCCUGCAACAGAGGAGGCCUGCCCAUGUUCGAACUAGUAGACAGUCAGCCCUCUCACAUGGUCAGCGUGGAUGCCCUUAACCUUACUCCUGACGCUCACUUCACAGAUUUCUCGGACUCGGACAGGUUGGAGCGGUUCUUUGAUUCAGAAGAUGAAGAGUUUGAGAUCCUUUCCCUGUGAGGAACAAAGACAAUGCUUUACUGUUCACGACAGUUGGGCGAGAGAUUCUCGGUCUCUUCUCUGUAUCAGAAGGGAAGCCUGAGGGGGAUGAACAUUAAUUGGAGACCUCUUGAGCCAGUCCAGCUCCAAUGGUGUAGUCAGUGUGUGUCACACAGCGUUCUUCUCAACAGCCACUGAAUGCUCUCUGUAUCCAACGUUGAGACUGCCUGGUGGAAGCCGUAGCAGGAGCUCAGGAUAAAUUCAUAUGCACAUUUUCACAUACAUGUGUUUCCAUUUGAGUCUUAACACUUUAAAUGUUUAUUCUGAAGUGAUAUGGUGCCUUUCCCUGACUCCAUAAGUAAAAUUGCCAUAA
Molecule: messenger RNA, 1702 nt
Organism: Acanthopagrus latus (yellowfin seabream)
Lineage: Eukaryota; Metazoa; Chordata; Actinopteri; Spariformes; Sparidae
Gene: atg4b
Product: autophagy related 4B, cysteine peptidase
Exons: 13
Coding region: 142-1350 (402 amino acids)
Molecular function (GO): protein-phosphatidylethanolamide deconjugating activity
Source: RefSeq, a predicted model, not a curated record